Messenger RNA from Lymnaea stagnalis (great pond snail), 738 nucleotides. Lineage: Eukaryota; Metazoa; Mollusca; Gastropoda; Lymnaeidae. The record is from the annotation of a GenBank genome assembly.
CGACGCUGUUUCACUAAGGAAGCAGAAAUUGGUGGAAAUGUUGUGGUAUCUGCUGGCCUUAUUCAACAGGUAAAAAUUAAAACCCAAAAUGCAACCUGAAUAAUAUGUAUGUCUAUUAUAUUUUAUAUGCUUCAAUGAAAAAAACAUAUUUAGUUACCAUGACACUUGAUGUGCUAUAAAAUCCUUCUGUAUUUAAAUAUGCCAAUUCAAGUAAUCUUAAAUUUAAUGAACCUGGAACUAACAAAAGUUUCUGUAUCACAGUGUUUCCCCCGGGGGAUGUGAGGUGGCCAUUUAUGGGGUGUUAAUUAAAUGGAUUAUAAGAACAGAGGAAACAGUGACCUUUAAGUUAUAAUAGGUUUAUAUAUUUUUAAACAUUUCUACAUUAACAUUUUCCUUAAUGUAAUGAGUCGCACAUUUAUUUCUACAGUUCUCUUUAGAAUUUAAUGAAAAAAUAAAUUAGAAGUCCAUUAUUUUCAAAAUUUUAUUCUGCCUUGUUACUUGUGUAGGGGGUGGGAGACUUCAUGCCUGUAAAAAAUAUUUGUAUGUGUAGAGAAAUGGUUGAGAAAGACUGCUGUCAUAGAAUUGCAAUAUUCUUGAUUAUUAAUAGAAAAAAAAUGUGCAUCUUUUACCUCAAUCACAUUGCCCGACUCCAUUUUGUUCCAGGUCCUUGUUGACUUGAAGAUGAAGCUUGAACAUGGCAACACCACGAUUAUUACCCAGUGUCCUAAGAUUAUCAAA